Trematomus bernacchii (emerald rockcod) is the source of this 3184-nucleotide messenger RNA. RefSeq lists its product as uncharacterized. Lineage: Eukaryota; Metazoa; Chordata; Actinopteri; Perciformes; Nototheniidae. Bases 164 to 484 code for a protein of 106 amino acids. The transcript is spliced from 8 exons. The record is from RefSeq and is a predicted model, not a curated record.
UUUCAUUGUCAGACACUCUCAUAUCCUUUUAGUUAUUGGCUGUUACCCUUAUUGGCCUUAUGCUCAACACAUCACAAACCAUUUGAAUUGGAAAUAACUGCUGAGUAGUCAGACUGUGGUGGAUUGUUCAUUGGUUUGCCAGACAUCAACGGAGCAUUUGAAGAUGAUGCGAUUGCUGUUCCUGUGUCUGAUGCUACUGCUGCCAGCUGCUUCUGCUGUUUCCGAGUUGGAAGGAUCUGCUGAUGGAGCUCCGGAUGAUGAUGAGGAUUCAGUGAUUCCAAAACCUUCGGACACACAUCUAGCUGAAAGUGUAACUGAAGGGCCAGAUCAGUUCACCCUGAUUAUCAUCGUUGUAGCUGUGGCUCUGUUGACUAUUUCGGGUGCUGCAAUAAUCAUCACAAUGUUAGUAAGAAGGAACAUGCGCAAUCGAGAGCAAGGGAUCUACUCCGUGCCCACAGAGCAGGACCAGAAAGGGACCGUCUAGUUCCUGGUGGAGUAGCAGUCCAAUAACAAACAGACAAGAGAGGAGCGGUGCGUCGGGUUAUGUCAUCUCCUACUCUUUGACUCAGGACAGAUUUCUUUGCACAACAGCCUGCUUCCUCCAUGCAGUUCAUAGUUCGCUACUACACCAACUACUAACAAAACAUAUGCAUUUUCUUUCCACUGUUGUAUACUUUAGUCUCUGCCCCAGCCGUUUAUACACCACAAACACGCAAUUUAGCCGGGGACAUUUGGAACGCAUUCAAACCUUUUAAUUGGAUUCUAUUUGAGGAAUCCAAAUCAAAGCCAGUGAAUAUGGCUUAAAGCUUCUUUUGUUAAAAUGGAUGAUUUAGCACAGCAAAAGCUUCCCUUUUUUUAACUACCUGAAACAAGAAAUGAUUCCUACCAACCAUGCAGUGAAAGUGUGUUUGCGUUUGAUUCGGUGCAUGUGGAACAGACCUGCCUGUGUGAAAUGGUUGAGGAGCUAGACAAACCAUGCUAAUCCACGCUAAGCCAGCCCAGUGCUCACUUCACUUGUCUGACACCUUCUGUUCUAGGCCCAUUAGGAGUGACAGGAGGUUGAGCAAUAAGAGAUAAAAACCUGUUCAACCUCUUCUCUAGUAAAUAGAGACAUGUGAAAAUAGUGUGAACAACCUGCAAGAAAUUAUAUGAAUCAACUGCCCAAAGAAUUAUGUUUUCCUUCCUCCCUUUCUGUGACAUUAUGAAAGGCUUUCACUUUAGGCCCGCUGGUUGUAAAUACAGCAGCUCUCUGAGGGCAGUAGAGAGUUAGACUAAUGCUUCACACUGGUAGAAAGAAGCUGGGUGUGAGGGAGGAUUUAAUCUCACAAAUCAAAUAAAGUCCUGCGGAUGAUUGGGAAAAUACCAACAAUGGUUUUGUUUUAUACACACAAAGCGUUAUGGCUCCUCUCUUUCCAUUUAAAUGGAAAUCAAUCAUGUCCUGUGAAAGAAAGCUUUCUGUCCUAGAACCCCACGCACUGGUUGCAUUAUUUGUUGCAAUAAAGAGGGAACUCUCUCUUGCCAAGGUUAAAGGGGAAUGGGACAUGCUCCCGAUCGACAUGACGGUAUUUCAAUUGUGGAUCAUGACGACACUUUGGAGAAAGCGCACUGGGGGUGGCUACAUGGGGUUAAACACUGGAUUUGUCAAAGCAGGAUCUCUCUUUGCGCUUCCACUAAAUCAUGCAGUUAAUCUUGCCACUGGGGACAGGGCUUGGCCUCAUUCCAGCCUGACUUGAGAGCAAAAACAAUUGGGCAGUCACGUCCUCUACUGGGCGUACAGCAGUUGUAGGUCUGUUGAGGCGUUGCCUUGAAAAUGAUGCAUCCCAAUUUAUUAACAGAGACACAUUGGCAGAUGAGAUUAUUGUUUGGGCGUUUGUUUUGUGAUCGGAUUUGAGCACUGUGUGUACAGUAUGUGUCACACAAGCGUAGCAUUGCCCAAUGAGCCUUCAAUAUGUGCCAACAUUUCAAUUGGUGGACAAUUGGACAAAAGUUGCAGUGCAAAACAUUUCAGUUUUUUUUACGUCUUAGUAUUUCCCCUUUUUCUGUCGGAAUGACAAACCAUAAUUGUACAGCAUGGCAGCAGAGUAUUCUCUUUUAAGAUUUUUUUCAAUAAGCAGAAAGACUUUGUAAAAACCCAAAGAGAAACGCAGCAUUUAGUCAGGUAGCCUGUUCUAAUGUGACCAAACUCUACUCAGUUAUUACCUCCUGUAAGGGCUCUCUGCUCUGACACUGCGUUUGUAAAUCUAACAAAAGUAGGUAUUGAGCUUUUGUUUCUUUCUCAAUGGGAUUUAUGUGGAAAAGGUUCCGAUUUCUUUUCUUUUCUUUACAGGCUUGAGUACGGUGUCCCUGAGGUCAAUGCACUGCAACUUAAGAAGCAUAUACAAAGAGACAAACAAAAGCAAACAAAGAAAACAUCUUUAUCAAGGUGACAAAAUGUAAGCGUGAUAAGAAAUAAAUAGAAUCAAAUACAGAGACGUGCUACAAAUACAUGCAUGUCUGCACGAUUUGCAGGAUUCCUGUACUCAAAUGUGCAAGUGCACGAUUUCUCUCUCUUUUUUUUGUCUAAUUGCACAUGUUUUCUAAAGCUGCAGUCCAUAAAGCCAUCAGCGCCCCGUAAUAAAGGCUUUGCCUGGCCUUACACAUUUCUUUUUAGAAUUUAAAAUAUAAUAUAUUGUAUGUAUUUACAGACCUAUAUAUUUGCAUUGUGUCUCUUCAUAGAACAACAUAAUGUAUUUGUCUAUAUGGUCUUUUUAUAUGCUUAAGGGGUGAUGUGUUAUCUCCACUGUUCAUUUAUAAAUUGUUUGUAAAAAGAAAUUUGUGGUGAGUGAGAGUAUGUUUUUUCCCAAAACUCUUUUAUAAAAUAUCUGCAAUUUAGUUUAGCAAAACAUUUUAAUUUGGACUUAAUGUUGAAUACUGUUCACAUGUGUGAAUGCAUUUGUCUUUCUGGAAGAACUCCCACUGUAUGUGUUUGUGCAAAGGGAAUUUACAUUGUUUUUUAUAUAAUUAUUUACUAUGUGUAUAUAUUAUAUAGCUAUAUACAGUAUCUCAAUUGCAGUCAUAUAUCAUGAAUCAAUUGUUGGCAUAUCUGCUGUCUCUUUGAAUUGUUCUGAUACUUAUUAGAACAGUUGAUACUACUGUAUAUUACUAAGGUAUGCUGUACUCUGUUUAUAAAAUGUGCUUGAUUUCA